This is a messenger RNA of Naumovozyma castellii, 1338 nucleotides long. RefSeq names its product Avt2p (gene AVT2). The record is from RefSeq and is a predicted model, not a curated record. Bases 1 to 1338 code for a protein of 445 amino acids. The transcript has a single exon. Lineage: Eukaryota; Fungi; Ascomycota; Saccharomycetes; Saccharomycetales; Saccharomycetaceae.
AUGUCCUACAGUAUGAUUCCUCUUGAUGAGGAAAGUCAAUUACCGGAUACCAGUGAAGAACUCGCCAAAGAGCUUAUUGAAGAAAAUGAAAAGAAAUCAAAUGUAUAUAUGGCAUUUAUGAAUAUGGCUAAUAGUAUCCUGGGGGCUGGGAUUAUAACCCAACCUUUGGCGGUGAAAAACGCCGGUAUUCUUGGAUCCAUUAUAUGUUACAUAUUGUUAGGGUUUAUUGUUGAUUGGACUCUGAGGCUACUUGUCAUCAACAUUACUUUAUCUUCGAAGCAAACAUAUCAAGACACAGUGGAACAUGUCAUGGGUAAGAAGGGAAAAUUUCUUAUUUUGGGUUGUAAUGGAUUAUUUGCCUUGGGCGGUUGUAUUGGGUUUUCCAUUAUUAUAGGUGAUACAAUACCUCACGUUUUGAGAAUAUUUUUCAAUUCUGAAAAGAUAACAAGGAAUAUGGUUAUAUUUUUAACAACAUUGUUUAUAUCCUACCCUCUCUCUCUUCUAAGAAACAUUGCCGCUUUAUCGAAGGCAUCAUUUUUGGCCCUGGUUAGCAUGGUCGUUAUUGUAUUUACUGUCGUGAUCCGAGGACCUGCCUUACCGUCAGAAUUAAAAGGGGAACCACUAUCACAUUCUUCCCUAUUCUUUUCGCCUUCACUCUUCAAAAGUCUCUCUAUUAUUUCGUUUGCUCUGGUUUGCCAUCAUAAUACUUCGUUCAUCUUCCAUUCGAUAAGAAACAAAAGUCUUACCAAAUUUACCAAAUUGACUCAUAUCAGUGUCUUUAUUAGUGUUGCUUUUUGUAUGUUAAUGGGGUAUUCCGGCUUCUUUAUAUUUACUGAUAAGACAAAGGGCAAUAUAUUAAAUAAUUUCCCAGCGAAGGAUAAUAUAAUAAACAUUGCUAGAAUAUGUUUCGGGUUCAACAUGUUAACAACCUUCCCAUUAGAAAUUUUUGUUCUAAGAGAUGUUGUUGCGGUAAUCCUAUUAGAAUGUCAUCUAGUCCCCUCCGAGGAAAAUAAUCCAUUAUUACCUUACCUUUCAAGAAAAUGGCAUUUUUGCAUAACUACAGGUUUAGUUUUCCUUAGUAUGGGUAUAUCAUUAAUGACCUGUAAUUUAGGUGCACUAUUUGAAUUGAUUGGUUCUACAACGGCGUCAGUAAUGGCCUACAUCUUACCGCCAUAUGUUAACCUACUAUUACGCCAACAAAGAAAUGAAUUGUCAUUCACUACUAAGCUUCCCCAUUAUUUCUGCAUAUUUUUUGGGUUUACAGUCAUGAUAAUUAGUAGCACUGAGACUAUUUUGGAUGCAGUAUUUGGCACAGAGCAGAAACAUUGCGAGAUUUAA